AUGGCGCCCUCACUGGAAGUUCUCGACAAGGUAGCACAAUCUCUGCCCGUCAACCCUCUUAAGGGCGCCAAGUCUGCCGUAGCCUCGGGCAUCAAGUUCGAGAGCACUGAGACGCAUGACAGAGUUCUUAAAGUUUUCCGUGCGUUCAUUGCGGAUCUUUGUCAGCAAUUCAAUGGUGGGCAUCCUGGCUCCGCCAUGGGUAUGGCUGCCAUUGGUGUUUCCCUUUACAAAUAUGUCAUGAGGUACUCGCCACAGAACUGCGAAUACUUCAAUCGUGAUCGUUUCGUUCUAUCCAAUGGUCAUGCUUGUCUAUGGCAAUAUCUCUUCAUGCACCUGAUUGGUGUCAAGAGCAUGACUCUCGAACAACUUAAAUCAUAUCACUCCAGCCGCACAGAUUCCAUUUGCCCUGGGCACCCUGAAAUUGAGAAUGAGGGUGUCGAGGUUACUACUGGGCCCCUCGGUCAGGGCGUUGCUAAUGCUGUCGGUCUCGCCAUAGCCACCAAGAACCUGGCAGCCACUUAUAAUAAGGAUGGCAUUGAAGUUGUUAACAACAUGACUUGGUGUAUGAUUGGUGAUGCUUGCCUCCAGGAGGGUGUUGGUCUUGAGGCAGUUUCUCUCGCAGGUCAUUGGAGGCUGAACAACCUUUGCGUGAUCUAUGAUAACAACAAUAUCACCUGCGAUGGAACAGCCGAUGUUGCUAAUACCGAAGAUAUGAACGCUAAGAUGAGGGCCACGGGAUGGAAUGUCAUUGAUGUCGCCAACGGAGAUUCAGACAUUGAGGCUAUCACGGAUGCCCUCAUUGCUGCACGCCAGUCUACUGAGAAGCCGACGUUUAUCAACAUCCGAACAACCAUCGGAUUCGGCUCUGAUAAGGCUGGCAGUGCCAAGACACAUGGUGCUGCUUUGGGUGUCGACGAUAUCGCCAGCAUCAAGACCUCCUUCGGCCUCAACCCGGAGGAGUUUUACCAGAUUCCCCAGGACGUCUACGAUUUCUUCAAAGAUGUAGGCCCUCGUGGUAAGGAGUACGAGGCCGAGUGGAACGCAUCCGUGAGCAAGUAUGUGCAGCAAAAUCCCGAGCUCGGAACUGAGUUCCAGCUCCGUGUCGCUGGCAGGAUGCCCGAUGACUGGACCAAGUGCAUUCCUACAUCUGAGCAGCUCCCCAAGGAACCAGUUGCAACCAGGAAAUCUGCUGGUCUUAUCACCAACCCUCUCGGCGAGAGGAUGCGCAACUUCUUGAUUGGUACCGCUGAUCUCACCCCAUCCUGCAAUGUGGCCUUCAACCAGAAGGUCGACUUCCAAUCUCCCAAUCUCAAGACCGCCUGUGGCCUGAAUGGUGACUACAGCGGCCGAUACAUCCACUACGGCAUCCGCGAGCACGCCAUGUGCGCCAUCUCGAAUGGUCUGGCCGCCUUCAAGAAGGGAACCUUCCUACCCGUCACCUCAUCUUUCUUCAUGUUCUACCUCUAUGCCGCGCCAGCCGUGCGCAUGGCUGCCCUCCAGGGCCUUCAGCAGAUCCACAUCGCCACCCAUGACAGCAUCGGCACCGGAGAAGAUGGACCAACCCAUCAGCCCAUCGCCCUUCCUGCCCUCUAUCGCGCCAUGCCCAACCUACUUUACAUCCGCCCCUGCGACUCAGAGGAAGUCGCAGGAGCUUUCCUCGCCGCCAUCCAAGCCACCGAGACCCCUACCAUCAUCUCACUCUCUCGCCAGAACCUGACCCAAUUCCCACAGAACUCGUCCCGCGAAGGUGUUGCCAGCGGUGCUUAUGUCUUCGCCGAAUCUGAAGUCUUCGACGUUACUCUCAUCGGUGUCGGCUCCGAGAUGGGCUACACCAUGGAGACUCGCGAUCUCCUCGCCAGGGAGUACGGAAUUAAAGCCCGCGUUCAGUCCCGGCAAUACAAGCAGUCGGUCCUCAAGCCCCGCUCCGGCAAGCCCACCGUGGUGAUUGAGGCAUAUGCUGCUAAUGGAUGGGAGCGUUAUGCCGAUGCGUCUUUCUCCAUGCGCCGGUUCGGGAAGAGCUUGCCGUCCAAGGCUGCUUAUGAGUACUUUGGAUACGUGCCGGCCAAGAUGGCACCCAAGAUUAGGGAUCUUGUUGAGGAGGUAAGAAGAGAGGGAAUUGAGGUCCUGCGUGGAGAUUUUAGGGAUCUGAACGGUCCUCUGGGUGUCGGAUUUGAGCAUUAA
Molecule: messenger RNA, 2181 nt
Organism: Clonostachys rhizophaga
Lineage: Eukaryota; Fungi; Ascomycota; Sordariomycetes; Hypocreales; Bionectriaceae
Source: the annotation of a GenBank genome assembly